UGCGUUUUUAUUUUAAUUAAAUUUGUAUUUUAACAGGAGAAACUGAUCAUCCAUUUGUUCUUUAAUUGUUUUGAUAUGUCAUAGUUUGAAUAUUUUAACAUCGGUUAUUCAUUGCAUUUGAGCACUGCAGUGGACCCAGCCCAGAGGAUGCUGUGCUAACAACAGCUGAGUCCCUUAUGAGGAACAGAGACCUACAUUAUGCUGAAAUGAAUUGGAAGGAGAAGAUUCUUGGACAUGAAUAACGUCACAUAGAGACGAUGAGGGUAUCAUGUAAAAUGUUCCCUAUGAAGAUGAAUCUACUUCUCUGCUUUUUUAUUUCACUACACGUGAUGCUAUCAGAUGAACGUUUGAUAGUGUCAGGAUCAAAUCGUUCUUUAUCUGCGUACGUUGGUCAGGACGUGACUCUGAACUGCUCUGUGGACUCUCACAUCCCACCUGAAGAAGUUUCAUGGAAGAAAAUAGAGAAGCAUGGAAACAUCCUGGUUCUGCUCUAUCAAAACAACAAGAUCCAUGCGGAAUCGUUAGAUGAUCGAUACAGAGACCGAGUUGAGUUCUUCACUGAUGAAAUCCACAGAGGAAACUUCUCUCUCAUACUGAAGAGAGUCCGAACGGAAGAUAAAGGAGUUUACAUGUGUCAAGUGUUUGCUGGUCCACUUACAGCCAACACAACUGUAACACUGCAACAACUGGGUAGGACCAUGGAACCAAUAAUAAAAAUAAUGCAUGAAGUCUCAAUUUACGCAUGGGUUGACAUUGUAAAGAUUCAAAUUGCUUCUCCAAAUCUGUUUGAACGAUAUGAAACUCAUAACAUGUUGACAUUUUCUUAAAGUUAAACAAGUAAGAGCAUAUCCAAAUUUAGCAUAGUGCUAUUAAUACAUUAAUUAAAAUAAAAUAACAACCUAAUGAUGUGGUCUUAAAGAUGUAAUCCGCAACUUGCCUCUAUAACAAUCUCUGUCAUGAUCCUGCCUCACCUUGUCAUGCUUUUCUAGUCUUGUGGCAGGAUCAUGACAGUCCCAGGUGUUUUAUGUGGAAGCACAUGGCCAUUGUUUGUUAUGAUGACCAUGUGCUCUCUCAUCAUGUCUUGACCCCGCACCCUCGUUUCCUCGUCUAGAUUCCCGCCUGUAAUUAUCCCCUGCACCUGCCUACUGUCAUUAUCCCUUGAUAGCUCCCCUAUUUAAAGCCCUUAUGUUUGCUGUCCUGUGCUAUAUCCUUUUGCAAUGUUUAUAUUCUUACUUUGUGUCCUGCGUCCUGUAGGCUGUCCUGACAAACUCCUGUCAAGGUUCCAAGUUUAAAUUUUGUUAAUCCUGGUCUAUCUUGUUUUGUGGUUUGGAUUUUUCUGGCAUUA
This is a messenger RNA of Triplophysa dalaica, 1345 nucleotides long. Its product is annotated as butyrophilin subfamily 2 member A2-like. The record is from RefSeq and is a predicted model, not a curated record. Gene Ontology annotation, cellular component: external side of plasma membrane. Lineage: Eukaryota; Metazoa; Chordata; Actinopteri; Cypriniformes; Nemacheilidae. Gene Ontology annotation, biological process: positive regulation of T cell proliferation; immune response; cellular response to lipopolysaccharide. Bases 258 to 827 code for a protein of 189 amino acids. The transcript is spliced from 2 exons.